AUGUAUCACCGCUCCCUCGCCAAACUCGGCGUCUUCUCCGUCUUGGUGGAGGAACUCAAAAAGGUCCCCGCCUACUUCUCGCAUAAGACGCAGGAGGGGGCCAAGGCGUACGUGGAGUCCGCCUCCCAGACUCUAGAGUUCCUCAAAGGCGAGGACCCCUCGGAGAGUCCUGAGAUGCGGGAGAAGCGCCGCCAGCACAAGAAAAUGUACCAAGCCAUCCUGAAAGAGCAGGCCAUCAACGCGGCACAGGAGAAGGCGAAGGCCCAGCAGGCGCUGGCACAGCUCCCAUGGAGGCAACGACUGGCGCUGCGCUUGCAAGAAGCCAAAGAGGCGCUGCAGCAGAUGACAUGCACCAAGGCAGGCGUUAUGGCCGUGCUGCAGCACUGUACUGCCUCCCACGCGGCGGAAGUCGCGCUCGAGCAGGGAAUCGACGUGAAAGAUGUGCAGAUGGUGUUGGAGAAGGCCGCCGCGGCGAACUCGGUGGGCUACGAAAACGUCGUUGUUGGUUACAUCGAUGCGCCGAACGCGUCGCGUGAGGAGGUGAUGGCGUUUGCGGAGAAGCUGCACAAGGCCUGCCCGGUCGCACAUAGCAUGCACAUUGAGUGGCGGCAGGGACGGCCAAGCGCGCGCGACGCGCUGAACGCGCAUGCGAUGCAGGGCGAAAUAGACCGCGCAGCACGGCAGGUGGAGUGGGAAGAGAAGAGAGCCGCUGCGUCUCCGAGUGCGGCUGCGGCGGAUACGGCCAUUCCAAUCGGAAUGCCCGGCUCACGUCGUGUUUACUCGUCAUCGUCGCGCAGCGCAAAUCGUGGCGCUGGCGACGACGUGUUUCACCUGCCCGGUGUAAACGCGAAGAAGGACACGGCGGCUGACCGUGAACAAAACGGUUUGGGCAGUAAAGGCGACACCGACAGUGAGGGGAUGGCGUCCAAGGAGGCUCUCAACUCGUCCGUCAGCGAUUCGGACAAUUCCAAGGCGCCUCAAAGCCGGCACGACGUCGCUGCCACGCAGACGUCUUCUUCAUCUCCUGUGACACCAGAACCGCCGAAAAGCACACAGGACACAUCAAAGCCCCAAUCUUGA
Leptomonas pyrrhocoris is the source of this 1080-nucleotide messenger RNA. RefSeq lists its product as hypothetical. NCBI's taxonomy places the organism in Eukaryota, Euglenozoa, Kinetoplastea, Trypanosomatida, Trypanosomatidae. The coding region runs from base 1 to 1080 and encodes 359 amino acids. The transcript has a single exon. The record is from RefSeq and is a predicted model, not a curated record.